This is a messenger RNA of Neomonachus schauinslandi (Hawaiian monk seal), 930 nucleotides long. RefSeq names its product olfactory receptor 4A47. The transcript has a single exon. Gene Ontology annotation, cellular component: membrane. Lineage: Eukaryota; Metazoa; Chordata; Mammalia; Carnivora; Phocidae. The record is from RefSeq and is a predicted model, not a curated record. Bases 1 to 930 code for a protein of 309 amino acids. Gene Ontology annotation, biological process: G protein-coupled receptor signaling pathway. Gene Ontology annotation, molecular function: olfactory receptor activity; G protein-coupled receptor activity.
AUGAAAACAAAGAACAAUGUUACUGACUUUGUCCUCUUGGGCCUCACACAGAAUCCAAAGGAGCAGAAAGUACUUUUUGUUAUGUUCUUGCUCUUCUAUAUUUUGACCAUGGUGGGCAACCUACUCAUCGUGGUGACUGUUUCUGUCAGUAAGACCCUGGGCUCGCCAAUGUACUUUUUUCUUGCUAGCUUAUCAUUUAUGGAUGUCCUUUAUUCAUCAUCUAUUUCUCCUGAACUGAUUUCAAAUUUGUUCUUUGGGGAAAAUAUCAUAUCCUUCCAAUCUUGUAUGACCCAGCUAUUUACAGAGCACUUUUUUGGUGGAUCAGAGGUCUUUCUUCUGCUAGUGAUGGCCUAUGACCGCUAUGUGGCCAUCUGUAAGCCCUUGCAUUAUUUGGUGAUCAUGAGGCAGUGGGUAUGUGUUGUGCUGCUGGCAAUGUCCUGGGUUGGAGGUUUUCUCCAUUCAGUAAUUCAAGUUAGUACUAUUUAUGGGCUCCCAUUCUGUGGUCCCAAUGUCAUUGGUCAUUUUUUCUGUGAUAUGUACCCCUUAUUGAAAUUGGUCUGUACAGACACCCAUGUCAUUGGCCUCUUAGUUGCAGCCAAUGGAGGACUGAUCUGCACUAUUGUGUUUGUGCUCUUGCUAAUCUCUUAUGGUGUCAUCUUGCACUCUCUAAAGAACCUUAGUCCAGAAGGGAGGUGGAAAGCCCUCCAGACCUGUGGUUCCCACAUCACUGUGGUGGUCUUCUUCUUUGUUCCAUGUAUUUUCAUGUAUGCAAGACCUGCUAAGACCUUCUCCAUUGACAAAUCAUUGAGUGUGUUUUAUACAGCCAUAACCCCAAUGCUGAACCCACUGAUCUACACUCUGAGAAAUUCUGAGAUAACAAAUGCUAUGAAGAAGCUCUGGGGAAGAAACAUCAUAUCUUGUAGUAAAUGA